AAGAAAUCCUACAAAUAUUUCAGCUAACUCAACACAAAAAGUAAAAACAGAUCAUGAACUUUUUUUCAAUAUGAUUUCAAGAAAUUUCAACGAGUUUGAAAAUUGGGGUGGAAAAGUGGAUGCGAGAAAAAUUGUAGACCUCUCAGAAGAACAGCUAGAUGAAGAAGAUUUGGUAAACCACAGUCAGAAUUGUUUCGAGCCGCCUGUUCAGCAUUCAACCACCCAUGAAGAAGAGGUGACUCACAAUAAUGAAUCACUAGCAAGUUUAUUGUUUCCCACAAAUUUUGAUAGCAAACCAAUUGAAAAACUUCCAACUCCGACAGAAGAACAACUCGCAACUCCGACGGAAAAACAAAUUUAUCCAUAUCAAGGAAACAAUAAACAACCGGAAAAAAAAGUUCGCAGAAAGUCUAGGUUGUCAUAUUUAGAAAAAUGUCCUAACUUUGAUGACCUGAAAAAUAGCUCCAGCAUUGGUUUGCCGCUCAUAAUAAAUGGUAAUCUUUGUAAACCAUUCAAAUUCGAGGACUCAAUAUUAUCAGUAAACAACACUUGUGCUUUCGACUCCAUCUGUCAAAUCCAAAUGGAGUGCAUGUCCACAUCGUCAGCAUACAGAAGGAUAGUUGAAGCUCAGCAAAUAGGGAUGGCUCGACUGAAUUCCCAAAUUUUAGACAAAAAGGCCGUUCUUGCAGAUCACUAUCGUUUGCGGGCUGAGAUACUACUUGGAACUAAACUAUUCCAAAUUCAAGAACGUUUACGAUACACCAAGAAACUUGAUGCGCAAAUAAAUGCAAUAGAUCUAUCGCAACAGCUACUGAUCAACUGUCCCAGUUUCCAACAAAACGCAACUUGCUUGAUUUGCGAAGUAAAAAAAACUAUAAUAGAACCAACCUUGAAAAUUAAUAUGAAAAUCAUUUUCAAAAGCGGUUUUCAGCCAUCUCCUUUGAUUACACGUUGCAUGAUUUUGUUAUAA
Messenger RNA from Rhagoletis zephyria (snowberry fruit fly), 970 nucleotides. RefSeq lists its product as uncharacterized. NCBI's taxonomy places the organism in Eukaryota, Metazoa, Arthropoda, Insecta, Diptera, Tephritidae. The record is from RefSeq and is a predicted model, not a curated record.